Ciona intestinalis (vase tunicate) is the source of this 1904-nucleotide messenger RNA. The record is from RefSeq and is a predicted model, not a curated record. Lineage: Eukaryota; Metazoa; Chordata; Ascidiacea; Phlebobranchia; Cionidae.
UAUAAACAAUGUAAAAUUGAUUUUUGUUAGUAUUAUAUUUAGGCAUUCGCCAAGAUGUAGUACCGUGGGGUAACAUGAAUCAGUUAGCACAUAGGGGGAAGAGAAUCAACUUUCCAUUCUAUUUUUUCGUCACAUGUGGUAGUAAACAAAGAAAAUCUUCACGGCUUCAAUAGACCAUUAUUAAAUGUGUAAAACACGAUCAGGAUAUUUGGAUAUUAUAUGCUAAAGGUGUUCCAUCUUCCCCCAUCCUAUAUGUGUUUGUUCAGUACCAGCGAUAUAUAGAUUUCGCUGUAUCAUUCAGGCUUAUUGUCGUGGCUGUCAGUCGCACACGGAUUCGUGGUAAAAAGUUGUGACAAGACAGAUUAAUUCAUGUUACGCCCCGGAAACGAGUGAAAGUAACAUGAUUUGUACGUUAUCAGAUGCACAUUUUCUUUAUGUUGUAACAGCGAAGAACAGAUGCACAAGAUAUAGUAGAGGCAAAUAGAAAAAAAAACUUGCCAAUCUUUUUCUGGGGCAGUUUUUUUCUAAACAAGAGUAUUUUAAAGUUUCUGCUCACUUGCAAGCCAUACAGAAUGCUGUUGUAUGUUUUACUGCUAAGUGUUUUGGUACAAGCUGUAAAUUGCCAGACAGGGACAACUGCGGCGACUGUAAUAGGCGAUGACGCCUAUCCUAUAUUUCACGUGGAAUAUAGGUUUAGAAGAAACAACAGCAAGUGUACAUGCCCAGAAAACGACGGAAUUGAGUGGAGUGCGUGGUCCAGAUGUGAAACGACGUCUUCUUUUACUUGUCAUAAAGGAAUUCGCGUGCAAAGCAAACCCUGUACACUACGAAAUAACGACUGUCAAGCUUUUAAGUACAAGUUUUGUUAUGACGAAGGCAGUUGUACCGGGGAAUGGGUAUUGUGGAACAACCCCAGCUACGAAGCCCCAUGUAGCAGACCUUGUGGGAGUGGUGUUAGAGUUCGAGUUAAACUUUGCACGUCUGGUGAAAGGAUUGGAUUGUUCUGUGUUAGUACUGAGAGGAAACCUUACAAGUUGGAAUACGAAGCAUGCAAUCAAAGACCAUGCUUAAGAGGUGAAUUAUUAAACAGCUCAACACUUUUUCCAUGGGUUAAUAGAAGCUGGAACAACUCAGAUAACUUUACAAUGCCGCCAGUUAGCACACGUUUACAAGAAGCUCCACAGCACAGUAUUUUGACUUGGAUUUUAGCUGGAGCCACUGGUGUACUUGCGCUCUGUUUAAUUGUGUGCCUGAUCGUUUGUGUGCGUACAAUGAGGGCAAAUAACAAGGCAUCUCAAUGCGCAUUACCGAAUCAGCCAACCAACACAAAAGUCCCGGAAAACUACCAACGGCUAAGCCACGAAAAGGGCGGGGAUACUGCAGUGUAUAAAGCAGGGGGGCUACAAAGAACCGAACAAAUAGUUGGCGGAAGUUACCCAGCUUUAAAUCAUCAAGGAACUGACAACAUACCUCUUCCCCCGCCAGUACUGACACAUUCCUUUACCGAUAUCCCGGAUUCCAGCGAAACAAGUAAGCACAGGAAUCCUAAACGGCAGAGCGAAGAAGACAUGGGGUAUAUACCAGAGACUAAACUGAUUAAACAGCACAAGCAAAAGAAAAAGGGAAACCCGUUGCCCCCGCCUCCGCUGGACUUAGUUGAAGUCAAAUAUGACGCUUAUUUGGAGCCUACCACCAACGAUUCUCCGACGCCAGACGUUCCAAGGGUUAUGAUAUCAAGACCAGAUGAAACUAGAGAUCCAAUGAGCGACCUGCACAGUGAUGUAAACAACUCCCACAUUUAUUCAGAGAUUUAAACAUUUGCCGCGGGUGGUACAUCGUUUAUACCAUAUAAUGUCCUGUAUCGCCACGUAAACUAAUAAAAUGUGACCUUGUUUAAACUACAA